GCCGCCCGGCAGGAGCUCCGAGGCUGGGCGGCUCAGCUCCGCCUCCGCCACCGCGCCGCGCAGCGCCGCGUCGGGCCCGAGAAGCCGGGCCUGAGGAGAGCCGCCGAGAGAAGGACGCGGGCAGCCAUGGCCGAAGCGGCGCCUGCCCCGGCUCCAGAGAGGGACGAGCGAACAGGGGCUGAACGGCCUUCGACGCCUUCUCCGUCACCUCAGCUGGCUGCUGAGAAGAGCUCUUACCUCUACUCCACGGAGAUCACGCUGUGGACCGUGGUGGCCGCCAUCCAGGCCGUGGAGAAGAAGGUGGAUUCCUGCCUGGCCCGCCUGCUGACUCUGGAGGGCCGGACGGGGACGGCCGAGAAGAAGCUGGCCGACUGCGAGAAGACGGCCGUGGAGUUGGGGAACCAGCUGGAGGGCAAGUGGGCGGUGCUGGGGACCCUGCUGCAGGAGUACGGGCUGCUGCAGAGGCGGCUGGAGAACGUGGAGAACCUGCUGAGGAACAGGAACUUCUGGAUCCUGCGGCUGCCCCCGGGCAGCAAGGGCGAGGCCCCCAAGGUGCCCGUGACCUUUGAUGACGUGGCCGUGUAUUUCUCGGAGCAGGAGUGGGGCAAGCUGGAUGAGUGCCAGAGGGAACUGUACAAGCACGUGAUGCGGGGGAACUACGAGACGCUGGUCUCCCUGGAUUAUGCCAUCUCCAAACCGGACAUCCUCACCCGGAUGGAGAGGGGAGAGGAGCCUUGCCCCGAAGGCCCAAGGGGCCGGGAGGAGGGGAGUGACAGAGAGGAAGCUCGCCCAAGGAGGCUGGGUGCUGGCCUUCCUCCACACGCAGAGCACAUCUCCAGCCCAGUCAGCCCCGCCCAGAAGGAGCCCAAAGAAGGUCAGUCCUCCAAGCACCAGCAAGACUCAGAAACAAGAGUAACCCCACCUGGUACGAGCACCGGACCGCUAGCCAGCACUAGCAUUUUGUCCUCGGUUAAACGGGAGGAAGAAUCUUCAGAUGGGGAGUCACCCACCUCCCCUCCCAGGGACAUCCUGCCCGGCAUGGGGCCAGGUGGUGGCGGUAUGGUCAUCAAGAUGGAAGCACAAUCCGAGGACGAGAUGAUGCCCGAGCAGCUCUUCCUGGGGGGGCCCCCGAGCCAGCCAGAGUGUAGACUCCCCAAGGGGCCCAGGAGCAGGACCGGGGGUUCCGGCCGGCUUCACACGGGGGCAGUGCCCAGGGCGCGGGCAGGGGACCCUCUGCCACCGGGGGCACAGGGGACGGGGGCCGAGCCGCCCCGCAUCCUCCCCCGCCGGCGAGAGCGGGCCUUCCCCUGCCCUGACUGCGGACAGAGCUUCCGCUUGAAGAUCAACCUGACCAUUCACCAGCGGACCCACGCGGAGGAAGAGCAGCAGCGCGGGGAGGCCCGGGGCGGCUCGGCCUCCGGGGCCGGGGGACGUGCCCCCCCCGCGCUGGAGCCGGGGGAGGUGGUGGUGCCCGGCCCCGUCAUCCGCUGGCUCCCAGAGGGGCCCGAGGGCCGCCGCUGCCUCGUGGGGCGGAGGCCGGCGGCCGCCAAAGUGUACCACUGCAGCGAGUGCCUGCGCUUCUUCCAGCAGCGGAAGAGCCUGCUCCUCCACCAGCGCCUGCACACAGGCGACAGCCAGGGCUGGCCCGCCUGCCCCUACUGCGGCAAGGCCUUCCGCCGGCCCUCGGACCUCUUCCGGCACCAGCGCAUCCACACGGGCGAGCGGCCCUACCCGUGCCCCGAGUGCGGCCGCGCCUUCAACCGCAACCACCACCUGGCGGUCCACAUGCAGACGCACGCGCGCGGCCAGGGCGGCCCGCACGUUCCGGCUCCCCCCGCCCGCCUGGGCAGCCCGCCGCUGGCACAGCCCAGCCCCUCCGAGGAGGGAUGACCGGCCAGGAGCCUGCGGGGCACCCCCUGCAGGACCACCUCUCCGCCGGCGGAGCCUUUCCACUUGUGCCUGAUGCUGGUUCCUCCUUCUGGGUUGGCUUUGGAGAGAUCUUUUUUCCCUUCAUUCAGAUGGGAAGCAGGGGCCUUUUUGACGACAGGGUGGAUGCGUGCCAGGUGCCUCCGUUUCCUAAGUUUCUCACUCUGCUGCCUUUUCUGCAUUCCUGACUUACACAGGAGCCACUAAGGCUUAGGGGAUGCCAAGCUUUGGUGGGGGCCUUUGACCGGUACCAUGGACAGGCAACAGGACCAGAGGCCAUGGCCUUUCUAGUAGGGGGUGUUCGAGACACGGAGAGCCUGGGGUUUGAUUUUAUUCACAGAAGUCUUGGCCUCCUGUCAACACGAGAAACAGCAGAGUGGACAGACAGCCUGAAGAAUAGGCACUAGAAAUUUGAGUUUUCUGUUAUUUUGAAACUUUUUUUAAUGGAGAUUUUCUAAGUGCUUCUGUAAGUAUUGUGUGUGGUUGUAAAGGGGACCGAGAACUCCCGAGGGGCAGGGAUUAUUCUGCUGCCUCCUUGUGUGUGGGGGUGGCAGAGGGGCUGUCCAGACCCGCCUGGGAAUGCCUGUCGAUGGGGAUGCCUUGGCUG
Messenger RNA from Kogia breviceps (pygmy sperm whale), 2533 nucleotides. RefSeq names its product zinc finger protein 783 (gene ZNF783). NCBI's taxonomy places the organism in Eukaryota, Metazoa, Chordata, Mammalia, Artiodactyla, Physeteridae. The record is from RefSeq and is a predicted model, not a curated record. Gene Ontology annotation, biological process: regulation of DNA-templated transcription. Gene Ontology annotation, molecular function: DNA-binding transcription repressor activity, RNA polymerase II-specific.